Messenger RNA from Exophiala bonariae, 2217 nucleotides. RefSeq lists its product as uncharacterized. Gene Ontology annotation, molecular function: zinc ion binding; sequence-specific DNA binding; DNA-binding transcription factor activity, RNA polymerase II-specific. NCBI's taxonomy places the organism in Eukaryota, Fungi, Ascomycota, Eurotiomycetes, Chaetothyriales, Herpotrichiellaceae. The transcript has a single exon. The record is from RefSeq and is a predicted model, not a curated record. Gene Ontology annotation, biological process: DNA-templated transcription; positive regulation of transcription by RNA polymerase II. The coding region runs from base 1 to 2217 and encodes 738 amino acids.
AUGCCGGCCCAAGAAAAGUCUAUCCCUGCAUGCAGUCGCUGUCGGAAAAGGAAGACACGAUGUGAUGCAAGCCGACCACUGUGUGGCCCAUGCCGGCGCAGUGGUGUCUCAUGUCUAUACUUUGAUUCAGAGGCCAAGACCGAGCUACCACGUCAGCAUAUUUGUGACUUGGAGGAGACUUUACGUGCAUUGGAAUUAGAGCAUAGCACUCUCAUCAAUGGCUCGUCCUUCAACUCGGCACCAGACACAGACACGUUGGCUGGCACUGCUGCUAUCACAGCUAGUAUUUCAAACACUGCAGAUGGUCACUGGCAUGGUAGCCAUACUGACCUAAUCGAUGUUGGCCAUGCUCGAGGGGAGGCUCACUAUGUCGGGAGUUCGAGUGGGCUGCACAUUGCUCGUGCGGUGCUUGAGACAGCCGAGCGGAACUCCUCCACAUUGGGAGGAAUGGAUGAACAUGAUUCUGUAGCCGAAAUUCACGAGUCGACGACCCUCAAUCAGAGCCCGGUAACGACCCUGCCUCUACAGGAAACGGCUAUGGAGCUUGCUUCUGUCUUCUUCAACCAGUUCCAAGUCCAGUACCCUAUCUUGGAAGAGACCACCUUCAUGGCCAAUAUUUCUCAAAUCUAUGGAAAUAGGGACCCUGGAGUGUCCACCGGAUCCAACUUUCAGCAACUGUUCGUCCUGAGAUUGGUGCUGGCAAUCUCAUUGCAUUGCCUUUCGAAGACCACUCCCGCGGCUGGUAGCCUGGCUAGUAACUACAGUACGAUUGCCCUGAAGGAGCUGCCUGAUAUUCUUCUACGCAGGGAUUUACAAUCCCUACAGUGUCUUCUGCUAGUCCUCCUACUGUCGCUCUUGCAGCAAACGCAGCUCCCGAUAUGGUAUAUUUCCGGUAUGUGUACCAGAUUAUGCAUAAACUUAGGCUUGCACAACGAAAAGUCCAUAAAGGCAUCUACAAUCGAGGUCCUGGGCGAAGACUCUGAUCAAGAAGUGGAUUGUAAGCGUCGACUCUUCUGGGUAACAUACAUCUUUGACCGUACGCUUGGUUCAGUUCUCGGUCGACCUAUUACUAUUCUAGAAGACAUGAUCGACGUUGAUUAUCCGGUCUCUACCAUUACCCAACAAAGGCGAGGGCAGACCGUACAUUGGUUGAAAUUACAGAGACUACGGACAGAGAUUCUGCAACGGCUAUACGGGCCGGAAGCAGCAUCAAAGCUGGAUGUGUCCGAAACCAGCGACGACAUGAUCUUUCGGGCACAAAUGUCGGAGAAACUGGCUUCGUGGUUCCGCGAAAGUACCCUUCUGGCAACUCAGGGUCCCUAUGACUUGCACUGGUGGAAUUAUUGGCGCUGCAACACUCUCUUAUUCCUGCAUCGGCCUGCCAUGAGAAAUACUCGAAUAGAUAUGGUGGCCUACACAACAGCACUCGAGUUCAUUCAGCUUUCGUUUGUGCGGCUUCACCAGGAGAACGCGACUCUCACAUGGCUUGAUAUGCAAUAUCAAAUCAACGCUGGUACAAUGCUACUAUUCGCAAUCUGGAGCUGUUCAGAGGUGCGAGAGAGGUCGAAAAGAGAAUGGGUGAUGGUGAGGAGCUGCUUAGUGCAAUGGGAACAGCUGCUGUCAGCAUCUGUCCAAAAGUGGCCCAGAGGCAGCCGCGCAAAGGGAAUUUUAGUGGCUCUCAAGGACUCGACCGUGGUACACCUCGAGAAGGAGUUAAUGGGAAUUUCUGUGCACGAGGUUUCCCGCCACGACCUAACCCGUCAGAAGAGCUAUCAGGCUAUAAGCCAAGAAGCGCUCCUCACGCGAGAUAACAACAGCCUAGCAAGAUCUUAUGAUGACCCAUCCGCAACCGAAGCCGAUCAUGUACCUUACAGCUCGCAAUGGGGCUUGAAUCCCACAAUACAGGCUUCCGAGUUUGAGGUCUUCAAUGAAUUGACCUCGCAGGAUGCGCCAGAUCUCGAGCACGCUUCGAAUGGCGAAUUCAUGAAUCCUCAGAGUCUAGACAGAACGGAUAACGAUUGUGGCCCUGCUGAACCACGAAUUUCGUGGAACACUUCUACGGCUGCGACACAGUGGGCAGAUCAGGCAUUUGGCAUGAUCGAUGGUUUUGACGACGGAUUCUUUUACCAGGGCGCGACCAUUUUCCCAGGAUUCAAUGACCAUGAACAAACCUACAUGGAGAGUGUUCUUAACUUUCACACCGCAUACUCAGACUGA